Molecule: messenger RNA, 7498 nt
Organism: Chara braunii
Lineage: Eukaryota; Viridiplantae; Streptophyta; Charophyceae; Charales; Characeae
Source: the annotation of a GenBank genome assembly
GGAGUAUGCAAAUGCGAUUGAGGAGGAGCUGGUCGUGGAGGAUCUGGUUGGACGUGGCACUGCUGCCCCUGCUGAUGCGUCCGCCACGUAGACACGAACCGAUAGAGGAGAGGACGGGAGAGGUGCCGCAGGGCCAGAUGGUGGCUAACAAGAUUGUCUUGCCAGAGACGCCGCGGAUGAUGUUCGUGAGCGUUUGCGAGCGCUCGUCGGUAUGGGGGAUGGAGGUGACGAGAGGGCGGCGAGAGGGACUCCUACUACAUCGACUGCCUCCACGCAGGUCGCACUCCGAGGAAGACAGAUGACCUUGGAUCCGUUCUUGGGAAACAAGGUGCAGAAUGAUCUCGAUCGUUUGUUGGCACUUGCAAUGUACCGCGGCGGCGUGCCGUUCAACUGGCUACGGCUGAAGGAGAUGCAAAACUAUUGGGACUACAUUGUCACACUCCUGCGGCCAUCCAUUGUACUAGCGCCACGCCUGCUCUCGUACGAGGGAGUGAGGACGAGGAUGAUGGAUAUUAUAUACCACGAGGUUGCAGCACUCAUCGCCCCCGAGGAGGCAAAGUGGAAGGACACCGGUUGCACCUUGAUGACUGAUGGUGCCACUGACCAGCGCAACAAGCCGAUAAUGAACUUCAUCGCAGCAGGCCAGUCAGGGCCAAUCCUUAUCCGCACCAUCGAUAUGUCGGCACGAGACAAGACAGGCGUGAGUUUGGCAGAGAUAUGGGAGGGGGUGAUACGAGAUGAUAUAGGGGUGGAGAAUGUGAACGCCAUCUGCACAGACAACGUGGAGGUUAUGAAGGCGGCAGCGAGUAUUCUACAGGACCACCCAGACCUUGCCAUCACACGGAUCCCUUGGAUCCCUUGCGCGGUCAAGAAAGUGAUGGACAUGAUGGAGCCCUGCUACACCUUCUUGAGGGCCAUGGACUUCGACGGUUCAUCACCCCCAGGGUUGUGGGAUUUGGAGUCCAUCUUGCGGAGGAAGAUUGAUGUAUUGGGCCUGUGGGAGGCUGAGAGGAAGGUGGUCUUCGACAUUGUGCCAGACAGAUGUGCGAUGAUGCAGCAGCCGGCACACGCACCAGCUUACUUGUUGGAUCCUCGUCGGCGUGACAUCUCUUUGUUGUCUGAUCGCAGUUCACCCGUCGUGCAAAGUACAUUUGAUCAUUUCUCUCGUAUGUUGGGUGGAGGUUGGGAGUCAAAGGCGCUGGGAGACUUGUGGGAGGAUUUAUGGACCUUCCACUGUGGUGAUCCUCAGUAUUCGCCGGUGGAUGGUUCUCAUUGGUGGGACGAGGUUGUUGUUCGAGACGCUGCCAGCAAGACGAUGCACCCAGCAUUGUGGUGGCAGCUUCACGGCGGCGGUCACCUGAGGUUGCAGGCAAUAGCAAAGAAGGUGCUCGACAUGUGGUCCACAACGAGUCCUUGUGAACACAAUUGGGCCACUCAUGAUGUCAUUCACACAAAGAGGUGCAACAACCUCUCCGCCACGAGUGUGGAGAAGCUCGUGUUCAUUCAUUGGAACAUGCAGCUUCUCUGCGCUAGCAGGAGGCCUGAGAGUCGUUACAUCGAAGUGUGGGCCGACAUGGUUGAGGAUCCCCCCGAGGUGGCGGACGAUGGAGAUGUCUUGCCUGUCGAUGCGGAUGAGGAGGAGUCGGAGGCAGCCGCUCGAGCGAACCGUCAUAAGGACGGUCGUGAUCGCAUCACAUCUGCAUCUCGCUAUGCCGGCGAUCAUUAUGAGCCUGGCCCUUGGGCGGAUGCCGUGUGGAUGCAUCGUGAGAUGGGGGAGCACAUGCAGCAAGAGAGGGACAAAGGGAAGACCCUUGCCGAGGACCAGCAUGAUAUCCUCGAUGACUGGGCAGGGCUAGACCCUCAUGAGGACUUCGACGCAUACGUGGGCGGCAGUUUCCGCACAGUGAGGACCCUACGGCAGAGGGUGGGAGGUCAGACCGAUGUUGAGGGGUUGUUGGCCAGAGAGGAUGCUGAGCGGGACAAAGAUCGCUCCUAUGACGACGUUCAUGGAUCGACACCAUGGCGAGAGGCGAGGGCGACAGGGUCCACACAAGUCUCCGCUUCUCAAACCCAUGAUCGUGCUCAUGGGUCGGAGCAGAGGGCGGAGCAGAGGACAGAGCAAAUGGUGCACCAGACGAUUGACCAGAGUGUGGUCGACAGGCCGCAACAGAGGACGGAGGACACCAACACGGUGGAGCAGGUGGCAGAGCAGGUCGCUGAUCAUCCGAGGGCGACACAAACUGUGGUGCAAAGAGUGCAUCAAAGGGUGGACUGCGCUGUCGAUGACACAGUUCAAGAAAGGCGAGAGGAGGGUGCACAGUCUACGUUGGAGCAGAGUGUUCAGCAGACGGUCGGGGACGGUGCAUACCACAGAGCGGGUCAGAGUGUGGAGCUGACGGUGGAGCAGAGGGCCGAGCAGAGACUGGGAGACAGGGUGGAGGCAUUGGUGGAGCAGAGGACAGAGCAAAGGGCACACAUGUCUAGAGAUUGUAGAGUGGAGCAGAGGGCUGAGCAAAGGCUCGACGUCAGGGUGGAAGUCUGUGUGGAUCAACAAUUGGGCCACGAGAUGGUGGCUGAAAGGGUGGGUGAGAGCGUGCUGCAUGAUGUGGGUGGUGUGAUGGCAGAGGAGAGGACUAAGGAGAGGGGCAGGGUUAACCCGCAAGAGAGCGUUACACCAGAGACCACAUUGAGUCGAGGCUCUUUCUAUGGGAUUCCCCCGUUGCCCCCUCGUGGUGCACAAUCCUCUGUACGGGUUGAUGUUGGCGCACAUGUCGGGGAGCCACCACAGCGCCAGCGAGAAGUGGAGAUAGCCUCUAGUGGAGGCAGGGGCGCAUUGGACACCGUGUCCAGUCAUGAAAGGCAGGGUGGGAUACACAGCUCCAUAUUGACGAGUCGUUCACCAUUGUCGGGUGCUAGACUCCCCGGACGCAUACAAGGCCGCGCGGAUCGGUCUGCGGACGCAUACAAGGCCGCACGGAGUUGUCGACGUCCGCACGGGGUUGAAGUUGGUCGCGACCCACGCGGAGAAGCGCCUGGGCCUGCUGCGAAGGCGGGACACGUCGGAGUCCUCGGGAGCGCGUCAUCACUGCGGGCGUACAUGAGGGAGCAUGAUAUCGCGGAUAGACGAGCCGUGGACGUCCAUCAGGGCAGUGGCAGGGGCCGGACGGGUGAGACACAGUCACGACCACAGGAGCGUGAUGCUGUGGAGGAGGUGAAGGAGUUCCUUGCCAAGGAGGCGAAGCGAGCAGAGGCCCGGGGCGGUGAGGAGGGUGGAGGGGCAGGCCCGACACCCGAUUUGCCAGGAGAGGAUGUGGUUAUGACUGCGCGAGGAAAGAUGCCGGUGGAGAGUGGAGUUGAGGGCGUGCCACAGGGGCGCAAGAGACAGUGGCAGUCGAGACUGGACGAGGUGUACGAUCCGGAUGGGCAGGCCGGAUUCAGGGACACUUUUUUGCAGUGGGCCUACAAUGCCGGUAUUCCGUUCGCUGCAUUCAGAAGGCAGUCAUGGCUUCGGCACAAGAAGCAGUUGGCCUCCAUGCCUCGUGGAGUGCGGCCAGUUUAUCCAUCCUUCAAGGACAUUGGGGGCGCUGCUAUUGAUGAGCAACGAGGGAAGGUUGCCGCGAUGUUGAGGGAGGUCCGUAGUUCGUUUGAGUCGAUAGGGGCCACCAUUUUGUCGGACGGUAGGCAGUCGCGAGACGCUAGGCCUAUAGUCAACUUCCUGGCAGCCGCCAAGCGCGGUGCCCUCUUAUACGCCACCGUCCAGCGAGACGGUUCAGUGUUCGAGACGACACAGAUCGUCCUGAGGAGGUGGAAGGCCAUUUUUCGGUCUUUCCCUCCGAAGGACGUGUUGGUCAUUUGCACGGACUCUGCGUCGAACUACACGUUGGCCGCAAAGCUCCUUGCAAAGGACUCUGAUCCGGACAUUCGCCGUAUCACUUGGCUCCCGUGUGCCACCCACGUGGCCAGCUUGAUGUUGUCUGACAUCGGGACACGGGUUCCUUGGGUUACGGACACCAUUUUCAGGGCUCGGGCGUUGGUGCGAUUCUUUAAAUCGCACGGCGCAGCUUAUCACCUGUUCAGGGUGAAAAGCCGUUGCCGCACACUUAUGCACCCAGUGGAGACGCGAUUCGCGUCUGUUUUUUUUAUGUUUGUGUGUUUGCGGGCGAGGAGUAAUGCCUUGGAGAGCAUGCUUCAUGACGACGAGUGGGACAAGAUCCCAUGGGAGUCGUCGAAGCGUAGACAGGCUCUGUGGGUUCGACAACUCAUCCGCUGCGMCGAUUUCURGCGCAACGUUCAGCACGCUGUCGCASUCAUGACCCCUGUCCACCAGCUGYUGAGGAGAUUGGACAGGGGCGGCAUGAUCAUGUCCRCGAUGUACUCAUGGUCACAGGAGUUGGUACGGCAGGUGGCUGCUGCUGACRUCCCUGAUGACAUGCGGGGGCCUUGCGUGGAGGCGGUGCAGAUCCGCACUAUGCAUAUGCUUGAGCCUGCGCACGCUGUGGCGCACCUGCUCAACCCCCGUAGACGCUCUCUCCGUUACUACGAGUCCGCCCGCAGGACAGCUGCGGACCUCGAGGUCGUCACCGAGUGCGACUUGUUUUUGUUGGCACAGACAGGCGGUGAUCGUGCGGGGGAUGCAUACUUGCGGGUGCGUGAGCAGAUGCGAUCCUUCCACUCCAGGGUCGGCCAGCACACAGAGAGGGUGAUGAGGGACGCCGAGGCGAAGGCCUGUGUAGGGGACGAGGAGACGAGCAGGUGCGCGUCAUGGUGGGUGGAGCACGGCGCAUGCUUCCCGAACUUGCAGGAGAUUGCUGGCCGUGUGAUGCACAUGUGGACGUCCGCCUCUCCUGCUGAGAGGAAUUGGGCAGAGCAUGAGCGCAUCCACACGGCCAAGCGCAACAAGCUCGAGUUCAGGAAGGUCGCGCAGUUAGUUGAGAUUGCUACAAAUCUCAAACUACUUGGAUGCAGUGAGCGGAGUGGGGGGUACGUUCUUCCGUGGGGUCACAUGGCGACCCUGGCUGAGGCGCAGCCAGAGGAGUAUACACACCCGAUAGUCGCAGAUGAGGAUGAGGAUGAGGAGCCUGAGCCAGAGGAGUGGGGAGCUAGACCUCAGACAACGAUGUCGGCACACGAGAUCGCUGCACAGGUUCGUCGCUUCCGGCAGCAGGGUGCUCGUCGGCCAGCAAGGGUUGUCGAGGUUUGCAGUGCCAGAGCCGAGAUACUCCAUCCUUACGACCACGUGCCUCCACCGCUAGCAGAGCCAGUGCAGGCGUCGGAGGAGCAGACGGACACAGAGGUCGGAGAGGAUUUGCCACCUGGUGUAGAUAAGAGUGUGGAGAGACUCUACUACACAUACGGAGGAGGAGCCGAUGGAUUCCAGCCACGUUGCACAUUCAUUCGGGAGAGCGACGACGAUCCCAUCCCCGCCACCGAUAUAGGGUUGGAUGGUGGACAGCGAGACGCGGACGACGCGGACGACGACGACGACCACGACGAGCCGUUACUACUUCGCAGAGCACGGUUGGCGCAGCAGGGAGCCGCGCGGCCCGCGCCUGCCGCCGAGGGUCUCAGGAGAUCGGCGGGGCUGCAGCAGACGCAGGCGGGAUCGACUUCAGGUGGUAGACGCGAGGCGUCGGACCACCUAGACGACAUCACAGAUGAGGAGCAUUUGCCGAGCCAGCGUACGCCCGCCUCGACACCUAGAGGCGACAAUCAGCAGAGGGAGCUGCGCACGAGUGACUUUCAGGGCCUUGGACCAGGAUUUGCGGGCAGCGGUGUUCGAGGGCGGGCUGAUGGGCGAGAGAGAGUGGGGGAUGAGGCCGAGUACCAUCAUGUGCAGGGUGGUGGUCCAGAGUCCGUGGAGGAGCUCCAUGCUCGGAUGGAUCGACAUGAGGAGCAGCGGCUGCAGCAGUUGCAGAGAGAGUGGGUGGGCAGAGAUAAGUACAUGGUGGAGCAGCAGCGUGCUAGAGACUUGGAGACGGGUACUGCAGUCCGUGAUGUGGGUGGGGUAGAGCAUAGCGUUCGUACAGUCCCGCACGCGUUUCCAGCCGACACAGCGAUACCCGAUACCGCAGUGCCCGAGAUGUCGCCCCAGGGAGAUGUGGACUCCGGGUCUGCCGUGGGAGGAGAGUUAGGUGCGUCUGAGUAUGGCGAUCCGACUGUGUCCGAUGUUAUAGUUGGGUUGUGUGCGGCGGGCACAUUGCAGCCAGGCGAUCCAGCCACUGAGGAGGCAGUUCCCAUGGACGACGAUUCAGGCGAGUUGGAUGGAGGCUGCAUACCCGAUGCGGAGGGCGAUGAUGGGGCGGGUGAUGCCGACCGUCUUGCACCUGCGCACAACACCGGUCCAGGUCGAUCGACACACGGGUCGAUUGGGGUUGACGCAUGUGGACCUGUACAGGGCGAUGCACAUGUAGACGAUGCUGGAGGCAGUAUGUCGUGGGCGUUGGUGUUGCGUCAUCCUUCACCGGUCGCGCACGAGGAUAUGUCACAUCCUCCGGAGGGUAGAGGUGGUGUUGAUGAGGAGGGGGAGGGCGGUACGGCAGAUGACCGUACUGACCCAGAGAGAGCAGAUAUGGAGGAGGGGCAGAUUACAUCGGGCCUACUUGACCCUGACGCGUUGCACCGUGCGGCGAUGGAGGAUCCAAUUAUCACACGACCUGCAGGAUUUGUCGGUGUCGUAGUUCACUCGCCCCCGCUGUACACACCUUUGAGCCCUUUGUAUUCUGACUCUCCUGCGAGCUUGGAGCGCGAGCAGCAACGUUCAGAGUCUAUUAGAGCAGCGGCUUCGGGUGCACGCAUGACUCGCAUCCCCCCAGUUACACCUCCUCCACCGACUACGGUCCGCGGCAGUCCGACAACUGUCACGGGCAGGGAGAGAGAGAGAGGCCACAUGUCGUCAUCGCCUCGUCUAGACACACAGCAGUCGCUUCACCGUUCGUGGAGCACAGUGCGACGAGUUGAUGACGGUGUGCGGGGUGAUUUUGCGGCGCAUCAGGCACGGUUGAGCGAGGAGCAGAGACCGGCACCGAGUUUGAGGACUUCUUAUCACAUUCUCGACAUGCCUAGAUAUGGCGCGCGCAGAGACUUACUUUUAGGUUUACGCAUGGCCGCGCCUGCGUUGUAUACUUUCGGAGAGGAUGGUGUGCCGACGCCUAGUGGAGAGCGAUCUCACACUACCAUUAACGAGAUACAGUCUCGUAUUGCUAGGGACGAGGCGCGAUUGAGGGAGUUGAGUGACACAUUGCACAGGGAGCGCGCGAGGUUGGCGACGGCGCGUGCCUCAGAGGUCGACACAGAGGAGGAACCCAUCGAGGUUGUGAGGCGCAGGGAGAGAGAGAGGGAGAGAUCGGCCGCGACAGGGACACAUAAGACACCAUCGACACGGGGACGACGACGAGGAGGCAAGGGCGGGGGGCAAUAGAUAUGUCCUCCUGUUUAUGUGGAUGUUACCCAUUGUUCGGUUCGUUGGUCGCUGUCUUUUGGUAGUUUAUCAUAUGUACUU